AGCUGAAGGCUCGCACACUAAAUCUCACAGCAAAUCCCUUUAGCUGCAAGUUGACAUGGCUUGACUGAUCUCUGUGGGAAGUUUCAGGAAAUGCAACAGGUGGAAAGCUGAGGGAAUCAACCACAGACUCUUCCCUCGCUUAGCGUCCACGGCUAGCUGCUGUGUGGGAGCACUUGAAGGUGCCUGUGGGAGUCAGACGGGAAACUACUGCGCACUCCCACACACGGUGUUCAUUGAAUAGCCGCAGGUCAGGUGGCACCAUGGAUGACAACAACUCAAAUGUAAAGGUCGCUGUCCGCGUGCGACCCAUGAACAGGAGAGAAAAAGACCUGAAAACAAAAAGUGUGGUGGAGAUGGAGGGCAACCAGACUGUUCUGUUUCCAGCCAUCACCAAUGUGAGCAAAGCAGAUCCCCGGAACCAACCAAAGGUUUUUGCCUACGACUACUGUUUCUGGUCUAUGGAUGAAUCCCAGAAAGACAAGUUUGCAGGUCAGGAUGUGGUUUUCCAGUGCCUUGGGGAGAGUCUGCUGGACAAUGCCUUCAUGGGCUACAACGCCUGCAUCUUUGCUUACGGACAAACAGGUUCUGGGAAGUCGUACACUAUGAUGGGCUCGGCGGAGCAGCCCGGUCUCAUCCCUCGGCUCUGCAGCUCCCUGUUUAGCAGAACGGUGCAGGAGGCCCGCGAGGGAGAGACCUUCACUGUGGAGGUCUCUUACAUGGAGAUUUACAACGAGAAGGUCCGAGAUCUGCUCGACCCUAAAGGGAGUCGACUAUCUCUGAGAGUAAGAGAACACAAAGUUUUGGGGCCUUAUGUUGAUGGUCUGUCUCGCCUAGCUGUGGCCAGCUACAAGGACAUAGAGUCUCUGAUGUCAGAGGGAAAUAAAUCUCGCACCGUUGCAGCUACAAACAUGAACGAAGAGAGCAGCAGAUCUCACGCUGUGUUCAACAUCAUCCUCACACACACACUCAUGGACCUGCAGUCUGGAACGAGUGGAGAGAAGGUGAGCAAGUUGAGCCUGGUGGAUCUUGCUGGAAGCGAGCGAGCAGCAAAGACUGGAGCAGCAGGGGAGAGGCUGAAAGAAGGCAGUAAUAUCAACAAGUCUCUCAGCACUCUGGGGUUGGUUAUCUCGGCCCUGGCUGAUCAGGGAGCAGGGAAGAACAAGAGCAAGUUUGUUCCCUACAGAGACUCUGUGCUUACCUGGCUGCUCAAGGACAGUCUUGGAGGGAACAGCCGGACCGCCAUGGUUGCCACCAUCAGCCCAGCAGCAGACAACUACGACGAGACGCUGUCCACUUUGCGUUACGCCGACAGGGCCAAGAACAUUAUUAACCAUGCCGUGGUGAAUGAAGACCCCAACGCCAGGAUCAUCCGCGAGCUCCGAGAGGAGGUGGAGAAACUGAGGGAGCAGCUCACUGAGGCUGAGUCCAUGAAGGCUCCAGAGCUGAAGGAGCGACUGGAAGAGUCUGAGAAGCUGGUCCAGGAGAUGACGGUGACCUGGGAGGAGAAACUCAGGAAGACGGAGGCGAUCGCACAGGAGCGACAGAAGCAGCUGGAGAGCCUGGGCAUCUCUCUCCAGUCAUCUGGCAUCAGAGUGGUGGAGGACAAGUUUUUCUUGGUCAACCUCAAUGCUGACCCUGCCCUCAAUGAGCUGCUGGUCUACUACCUCAAAGAACACACUCGUGUGGGCUCAGCCAACUCUCAAGACAUCCAGCUGUGUGGGAUGGCCAUCCAGGCGAAGCACUGUGUCAUCGACAUCGCUGAGAACAGUAGUGUGGUGCUUACUCCUCACCGCAACGCGAGAACUUGUGUAAAUGGUGUUGUGGUCACCAGUCCAGUUCAGCUCCAACAUGGAGACAGAAUCCUGUGGGGAAACAACCACUUCUUCAGGAUCAACCUACCCAGGCAUAUGGCCCAUGCAGGGGGUGAGGAUGAGGACAGCAGGGCUGUGAUGAGGACUUGUUUGAGCACCGACCAGCUGGAGGUAGAUUUGGACACAUCGAGUGACGUGUCGAGCGAGCUGAACUUCGGCUAUGAGUUUGCACAGACUGAGGUCAUGAUGAAAGGCAUGGGCACAAACGACCCCCUGCAGUCAGUGCUGCAGACUCUGGAGAGGCAGCACGAGGAGGAGAAGCGCUGCGCCCUGGAGCGCCAGAGGCUGAUGUACGAGCAGGAGCUACAGCAGCUCCGCCAGCGACUCAGCCCCGAGAAGCCCUCCCACCUUCUGGACACAUCCAGCCUCUCAGUCGGCGCCGCCACCACCAGCGUAACCUCACCCGGUUCUCACAAACGCCUGCGGCGCUGGAGCGAGGACAGAGAAGCCAUGAUGACCCGCAGCCUGAGGCGUCUUCGGGAACAGGUUGUCCGGGCGAAACUCUUGGCCCAGGAGGCCAGCUUUAUUGCUGAGGAGCUCAACAAGAGGACGGAGUAUCUGGUCACUUUGCAGAUACCUUCAGCCAACCUGGAUGCUAACAGGAAGCGUGAUGCAGUUCUGAGUGAACCGGCCAUCCAGGUCCGUCGUAAAGGGAAAGGGAAGCAGAUCUGGGCUCUGGAAAAGAUGGAGAACCGGGUGGUGGACAUGAGGGAACUCUACCAAGAGUGGAAAGACUUUGAUGAGGAUAAUCCUGUGAUGCGGUCGUAUUUCAAACGUGCUGACCCCUUCUUUGACGAGCAGGAGAAUCACAGUCUGAUCGGCGUAGCCAACGUUUUCCUGGCCUGCUUGUUCUAUGAUGUCAAACUGCAGUAUGCAGUGCCCAUCAUCAACCAAAAGGGGGAGGUGGCAGGUCGGUUGCACGUGGAGGUAUGGCGAGGCACCGAGAACUCUGAAGAUGAAGGUGCAGGACAGGCUGGCACUCAGCUGAGCAUCAUGGAUGGAGAUCCUCAAGAGCGCAAACUGGACUGUGUGGUGAAAAUCCUUCAAGCCACUGGUCUUCCUCGCCACCUCUCCAACUUCGUCUUCUGUCAGUACCACUUCUGGGGGCAGGAGGAGCCCGUGUUCACCGCUCCGGAGAUGGAGCCGUCCAGCUCGUCAUCUGCCUCCAGAGACCCUGAGUGUUCUGUGGUCUUCGACAGCGCCAAGGAGUUGUCUGUUCCGGUAUCGGAGGACUUUGUGGAGUUUCUGGCUGAAGGGGCGGUAGCUAUCGAAGUUUACGGACACAAGCAGGCCAACCACCGCAGGAACCUGGCCCUGUGGGACCUGGGAGUAAUUCAAGCCAAGACCAGAUCCCUCAGAGAGAGGUGGAGUGAGGUGACCCGGCGGCUGGAGCUGUGGGUGCAGCUAAUGGAGCUGAACGAGGCAGGAGAGUUUACAGCUGUAGAAGUUCUUCCUGCCAAGGAUGUCCGCACGGGAGGAGUCUUCCAGCUCCGACAAGGUCAGUCGCGUCGGGUCCGGGUGGAGGUGCGUUCAGUGCCGGACUCGGGCACCAUGCCCCUCAUCACAGCCUCAAUCCUGUCCGUGUCCAUCGGGGAUGUAAAGGUUCGACAGAUCCAUCUCUCCAAAAAUAACCCACAUUUGGAAAGUGGUGAAGAAAUGGACAGUUAUCAAGAGGUGGACCUGGAGAGGAUGAGGGAACAGUGGCUGGUCACACUGACUCAGAGGCAAGAGUAUCUGGACCAGCAGCUGCAGAAGAUCGUCUCCAAACCAGACAGGUCAGAGGAUGAUGUUGAAAGGGAAUCCCAGCUGCUGGAGUGUCGUCUGACCCUCACAGAGGAGCGAAACGCUGUCCUGGUGCCGUCGGCUGGAAGUGGCAUCCCCGGAGCGCCAGUAGAGAGGGUUCCUGUCCCUGGAAUGGAAACACACAUUCCCGUCCUGUUCCUGGAUCUCAGUGCUGAUGAUUUCCAGUCCAGUCUGUCAGCCCCGCUGGCUGGGGGCCUCGAUGCUCUGCUCAGCGGGGAAGAUGAUGACGAUUUCUUUGAACUUCAUAUAGUUAAGCACUAUAAUCCAGAGGUGAAGGUGGAGGCCUCAUGGGACUCCACAGUCCACGAGUGCCCCCAGCUGAGCCGCUUGACGUCAGCCAACCAGAGGGUGUACCUGACGGUCUGCACCAUGGUGCAGCUGAGCCACCCGGCCCACAUGCAGCUGGUCCUCAGGAAACGCAUCUGUGUCAACGUCACAGGGAGGCAGGGUUUCGCUCAGAGCCUCCUGAAGAGGAUGUCUCAGCGCAGCACCAUCCCCGGCUGUGGAGUCAUGUUUGAAGUCGUUUCUAACAUCCCAGGUGACAUCCAUGGUCCAGAGGACAGGGAGAUGCUGGCCAGGCUGGCUGCCAGUGCUGAGGGUCAGUCAGCCGGCAGCGAGGAAGCCAUAGAGAAAUACCUCCGCAGCGUCCUGGCUGUGGAGAACAUCCUCACUCUGGACCGGCUCAGACAGGAGGUGGCUGUGAGGGAGCAGCUGGCAGUGAAAGGGAAAGCUGUCAGGCGCUGCAUGAGCUCUCCAAACAUCAACCAGAUAUCAGGCAGCAGUCUAGAUCUCUUCUCAGAUCGUGGUAACUUCAAGGAGAACCAUCAGGACCUUUCUGUGGCACCCCCUCCAGCCAGGUGCACUCUGCCCAGCUCUGUGUCCCAGAACCUGAACCCAGAGACAGCUCAUUCAGGCUUUGCUACAUCUUAUCUCCCCCCAGUGAAGGCCGUACCCCAGCUGCUGAAAUCGCUACUUUCUGGUGGGAAAGAAGAUGAUAAAGACAAGCCAUCUGCCAGUCAGCAGAGUUUGCCGCUCAUCAUGGUGCACUCAGCCAGUGUUGAGGACAAUAUGGGUAAACAUCAGCAGCCGGUCCCAGUAGAAGAAAUAAUUCCUGCCGACACUGAAACAGAGAUCCAGAGAUCCGUCCCCCUCCCACCUCCAAUCAUCCCUGAGACAGAAGACUUCUCCCCAAGCUCAGUGAGCGACACAUCCAGUGGAUACAUGUCCACCAGCAUCUCCACGGCAACACUGUCAGACAUCUACACGCUGAGCUGGGACCUGCCUGCUCCCUCCAGCUCCAGAGGAGGUCCUUUUGAGGCGGUGCCAGAUGAAGAUGAAGAUGAAGAGGAAAAAACUGUGACAAAGGAGCUCUCUCUAGACCAAUCAGAACCUCAGGAAACAAUGUUGAAUUUGAAUAAGGAGGCAGUGGAGAGGAGGGACCAGAAACCAAAUGAUACACCGAGUCACCUAGAGACAAAUCGGUCUUCAUCAGUCCAGCUGAAGGAGGAAGAAGAACCUGAUCCAGGUCUAGGAGAUCAGACUAAAGAAAAUCAGAAUUCAACAACUGGCAAUGCUGGAUCAGAAGCACUGAACAAUUCAGAGACACACACUGAUUCAGUAGUAGAAAAAAACACAGAAUCACGGCAAGAAAGUUCAACAGAAGAUCAACAGGUGGAUAACAGGACCAGGAAGGAGUGUGAACCACCACUCCACAAUGAAACUCAACAAUUUGACCAAGUAGGUGACAGUCGGUUGGAUUUAGAUGUCACACAGCAGUCUGAACAAGACCACACAGGUUCUGAUAAUACCCAAGGUCCUGCUCCAGAACCAAACGGAGACUCUGCUCUUCAAAUUUCACCCCACAAACCAUUGAUUUCUGAAACCUCAGACCCAAUAAGCACCUCAGUUCUGCCCCCAUCCUCAAUCACACAUGAGACCCAACAGGUCACACCUUCUGAUUCUUCUGCCACAGCUCCACCUCCAUUAAAGGUUCAGCCUCCCAAGUCUGGCUCAUCAGCAGCUAAUCCCUUCAAGAUCCAGAAAGUGAAGUCUUCAGACCUGAAGUCUUUUCAGAGGAUGGUGGGUGAGGAGGGGGGCAAGUCUGCGAUGGUGGACCGGGCCAGCAGUCUUGGGGCAGGACUCAACCUCUCAGUGCCAAUGGAAAGUCUGGAAAUUAUCUCAGACUCUGAGGAAGGUGACGAGGCUGCCUCAGCUGUUCUUCCUGACUGGUUGAAAGAGGGCGAGUUUGUGACUGUGGGGACCAACAAGAGCGGUACGGUCCGGUAUGUGGGGCCCACAGACUUUGCAGCAGGUACUUGGGUUGGAGUAGAACUGGAGGUACCGGCAGGAAAAAAUGACGGCUCGGUGGGUGGAAAGCACUACUUCCACUGCAACCCUGGUUAUGGAGUGCUGGUACGCCCUGACAGGGUGGCCCGCGGUGGCGCCAAACGGCGUCGCCAGCAGCAGAAGCGCCAAAGUGCCAACUUGUCCGGAUCCAGCCCAAACCUGGCUGCCCUCACCGCUCUGGCUAAAGGUGAGACGGGGCCAGGCGGGCGCAACAAAGGAGAGAACCGCAAGUCAUGGAACCCCUGAAGUUUAAGGAUGUGACAGUGGAAAACUUCUGAAAAGUGUUGAAUGGCUAAUCAAAGAAUGUGAAUUUUUUUUAUUUUUUAGGUUAGUAUUUUCAGAAAAGCAUUUUUCUACAGGUACUUUAAUUUUUAAAACUUAUUUAUUCCAGCAAGUUUACAAUUAAAACUUCUUUAUCUUGUUGCACGCUCUGCUUGGCAAAACGAUUAGCAUAAGCAGUGAGAUAUUCGGAAUAACACCUCACAUAUUUAGUUUUGAAGCUAGCGCACCAUCCGUGAACUGAAUUUCUUUAUUGUGACUGUGAUCUGAUUCUUGUGCCUUAAAAUACUCUCCUGCUCAACUCAUGUGCCUUAAACGCAACACCUGAAUCUGUGGUAUGGUGUAAAAUAUUCAGCAUGGGGAUUAUUAUUAUUUUGGCUCUUGAAUGUUUGUUUUUUAGUGUUAAACUUGUACACUCAUGAAAUUCUACCAAAUUAUUAAUAAUUUCUAAAUCAUAUUUUAUCUCUUCCUGCUAAGCAUGUGUGUUUUUGUGGUUGUAUGUAAAUCUGUUUUUGAGUGGUGACAUUAAAUAUUACUGUCAAGCUGA
Molecule: messenger RNA, 6846 nt
Organism: Melanotaenia boesemani (Boeseman's rainbowfish)
Lineage: Eukaryota; Metazoa; Chordata; Actinopteri; Atheriniformes; Melanotaeniidae
Product: kinesin-like protein KIF13B
Exons: 42
Coding region: 261-6266 (2001 amino acids)
Biological process (GO): regulation of protein localization; microtubule-based movement
Cellular component (GO): adherens junction
Molecular function (GO): ATP binding; cell adhesion molecule binding; microtubule binding
Source: RefSeq, a predicted model, not a curated record